Molecule: messenger RNA, 4334 nt
Organism: Paramuricea clavata
Lineage: Eukaryota; Metazoa; Cnidaria; Anthozoa; Malacalcyonacea; Plexauridae
Source: the annotation of a GenBank genome assembly
GGUUGCAGACGAAAGAAGCAAAAAAAUAUUAAUGCCAUGGAGUUUUGUUGACACUAACUAUGUCUCUUACAGUUACUCAUCGCUUCUUACUGAUAUUUUAAGUGAUGUCUAUGAAUCAUGCAAAAUUGAAACACAUGGCAAUUGUAAAAGCAUCAUACUGUCCUUUGCAACUGCCUCAUCUUCAUUUGCUCUCAAGGAAGAAAUUAAAGGAGAUCCAACGCAGGACAUUGUUAGCAAAGUAAAGGUAUUUGGAAUGCGUUACUUUAGUCUUUAUACCAAGCAUGAUGAAGCUUGCUUGACCUGCAAAGUUUUACGAAAUGAAGAUGAGUGUAACACACCACUUAACGCAUUUCAAGUAAUGAUGGCAGCGGCAGCAAAUGAAGUUGGAAAAAAUGUUCCCAAGCAAAUUGAAAGCCCCAAAAAUGGCUUAGAUCAGUUGUUCAACUGUAUCCUGUCACAUCUCUCAAGCUCUGGGUGCAUUUUCGCCAAAAAUGUUGGUCCUGCAGGUGGUACUUUUGUUGACACACUGACAAAAUUGUUAUGGCAUCUAGAUGGCCAAUAUCAAAAGAUCGAGCAAGAAAUACCAUCAAGUCAGAAAGUGCCAGUAAUUUUUAAGAGAAAGUUUAGUGGUUACAACUUGCCUGAAAAGUCAAAGCACCGUAAACGAGUGAUACAGAAUUUGUCUUGCCAGAAGAUGGAGGGGCUAUGUAUCCGAACAAAGGAGCUGAUACAGUGUUUACCAUUUCUUGAUGAUGCUCCUAUAAAUGAGUUUACGGUACAAAUUCAGCAACUUGUUUCCUUGGUCGAAGUCUACUGCACAUACCUACGAAGCCAGGCAAAGAGAGUAGCAACAUCAGAGAAUACUCCCAGAACACCAUUAGAACUGAGGACAAAUGUGACAGUUCUCAAAAUAAACAAGGGUCCUGUCAAUAAAGUCCUAGCUGACUUGGAUGACAAAUUGUCCAACUCUGAGUUCUACAUCCCUGUUUCAGUACGAGAGUUUCUGCCACCUGGACGUCCACGACAACAAAUAUACAACACCAUACAGAUUUUAAAGGACUGUAGAUUGUCAUCACGAGUUGUCCAUUAUGCUUAUCAUAUUGGUGGUCCCAAGGCAUCGCUGCAUUUUGUGUGGAAGAUUGAAGAUGGAGAUUCUGAAGGAGAUCGUCUUAAUAAGUGUGUCAAUAUCAUCAGAAAGAUUGAAGAAGAUGCCCCUAUCUAUGAAAAGAAGAUAAUAAAGAGAGAAUUUAAGCACACAUUUGGUUUUGUGGGCAGUCCUGUGGUGCUUCGGGCUAUUUUUCGAGAUCUAACCAAUGACAACGCUGGUGCUAACUCACUUAACGAAAAAGAAAUCGAUCUGAGAUUUGAACAUGCGAUGCUUUGUGAAGAUCCUAGCAUACUUGCAGAUUUGCGACACCAAUCUCCCAAUGUAAAGAAGGAUUCCUUCAGUGUCUUUUUCGAGGCUACAGAGAAGUUUUUGAAGAAUGAUGUUGGUGUUGCUUGUCAUGACAGACGGCAUGGUGAGCAGCUAUAUCUUGCCAAGGCAGUGAGCUUUCAAGAUCUUCACAGACAAGUGAAAGAGAUUGUGCCUCAAGGCACCAAAAUUCCUUCAGUCAAAUGGUUAGGUAUCAAUUUCAACCAAUCAAUCAGCAUGCAAAUACGGCGAAGUACUAUAAAGGAUUGAUGAACAUCAAAAUGAUGGUCCAGAAGCGACAGGUAUUCCAACAAUGUUCAUGGUAACUUUAUUUUAGUAUCUCACCGUUUUAUAGCUGAACUUUAUAGCGGACAUUGCACAGGCCAUUUAUACCCUUAAUACCUAUCAUUCCAUUAAAGUGGUACUAAUCUCUUAGAGAAUUUUUUGUUUAGCAUGUAAUAUAUGGGUUAUUUGAUGAAAUGUAAAAUAUCUUCACUUUUUCACUUUCAAAAUUUUUAGAUAUUUUAAUGCAAAUUAGUUUUCUUUUGUCUAUUAAUAGUAAUAUGCCCCUGAUGACAUCGUAUUAAAAAAUUUGAGAGUGAAAAAUCUGUCAAGAUGAGGUUUUUGUUAUAAAGAUAUAUUAUUUUCCUUCUUGUGAUAACCCAAAUAUUACAUGGACAAAAAUUUGUCUCAGGGUUACCACUUCAAUUUAAUAUUAUCUCGUUCUAGAUUCGAGUAAAUCAUGUUGACUCACACUAUUGUGCAGCUAUGUGGAGGUACAUGCGAGAGCUUGCCGUUCAUCACAGAGAACUGGUUACACUUGUCAGCAUGGAUGACAAGCAUAAGAUCAAAGUUGGUGAACCGUCCUAUCUGUUAGCUGCUGCAGAACGUGGCAAACAAGUUAUUGUGGGAAUAAAUCAAGUUAUGGCUGUGGGUGACCACGAUUUCUCAAAGUGCACUCUUGUACCAUCGGUGAAUCUGAUUGUAUGUGUUUUCCUUUAAUAUCUGUUUAAAUCAUGUUAUCUUUGGGGCUCGAAUCAUCAACUACCCAAGGAUAUUUUCCCAAGUAUAUUGUACCUUAUUAGCCAAAACUGGUCUUGGGUUACAGUACUACUAUGUACAGUACCUAAAUGCCAUUUUGCCUUCCCACAAUAUAUAAAAUUACAUAUUAAACAGUUGACUUUUCGGCACAUUGAUAUUCCUACUCACAUGGAAGACAGCUUUUACAGAGGGGAUGUCUAUGUUGGCUUCAAGAAUGCAGUCACACAACCAUCAUCUGCCCUUCGCCAUGCAACCGAACUUAAAGAAAUAUUGGAAAGCCGGAAUGGUAACUGCAUGUUGUCUUGUUACAUAGUUUUCACAGAAGCUAUUGGCUGAUAUUUAGUGCAAUUAUGUUUGCAGCACUACAUAUAACACACGUGUACUGCAUGUCUAUAUAAUAAUUCAUCUUAUAAAGGUACUAAAUUUUAUAGAUUCAAGCCCAGUUCUGUUAACUUAUACAGAUGGUGGUCCAGACCAUCGCUCAAAUUACAUCUCUGUCAAGUUGUCUCUUAUCGCUUUGUUCAGAUGGUUGAAUCUGGAUAUGCUUGUCGCUUUACGUACAGCUCCUAGCAACUCAUGGGCGAAUCCAGUCGAACGUGUCAUGAGUAUUGUGAACAUUGGUUUGCAAGGAGUUGGCUUAAUGAGACGGAAGAUGUCAGAUGAUUUUGAAAAUGCCAUUGGUAUGUAUUAGUAAAUGCAAUAACAUAAAUACUUAUAAGUAGUAGGGAAAUUAAUAUGAAAACAUGACACUUAGACAAGGCUAUCUUAUAAAAGUGUUGUGUUAGACAGUUUUUAAGCAUGUUACAUGCACCAUAAUUAUCAAUUUCAGCCAAAGCCAAUAGUGUGAAAGAAAUGCGCGAUGUGAUCAACACAGUUGAAAGAAAAAAGGAGCUUUCAGAAUCACUACAGUUUCCAGUAGAUUUGUUGCGUGGACAAAUGUUGCGUCUAUCUUUGAAAGAUAAGCUAUUCAAAGUAUUUCAGCCUGCUGCUGAGGAUAGCAUAGAUGUUCUAUGGAACAAGUGUGUUGAAAUUGAGAAAGAUAUUCAGGUAAAUAGACAGAUACAUACAUACAGUAGGUACAUGGAUAGCUACCGUACACAGACGGAUGGUUAUAGAUAAUACAUUUAAAUGUGUGAAGGUAUAAAUACAUAAAGUUUAAACGUGUUUUCUUAUCUGUUUUAGAGAAACAAAACAACUAAAAAGGACUGUAAAGAUUUAGUUAAUCUUCAAGAGUUCUUAAGCCACUGUUGCAUAGAAAGUCACUACUGUUUCCAAAUCAGGAAGUGUGGUGAACCAAAUUGUAAGAUUUGCGGGUAAGCAGUUUGGGUCUACAUACAGGUACAUUCUAUGGACUUUAACUUUAGUGAUCUAAUCUUUUUUAUUUAAAUGCCUUUUGACUUCCUUUGUAGACCAUUAAGAGAUCCAAGGUCCAAGGAGGUGAAGAACUUGCCAUUCCCAGUGGAUGCUGGAAACGGUCAUUAUAAGCCAUUCAAUGAGGUGUAUGGCACAAAAACCAAAGAUGUAUGUACUGCAAACUUUGUUAUAUCUAUAUUGUCAAGUAAACUUUGUCUCUAAUAAACGUUUUCUUUUUGACAGUCAUCCAAGCCUUUCGAACAUUUAAAACAUUUUUUUGCUUAGAAAGAUUGUUAAUCGAAUUCUGUUAUUAUAGAAUCGUCCCAGUGCAACAUCCAGAACUAGUUCUCAAAGAAAGAAAAUGAACUUCUCGCCGUCGGUUCAGCAUGCAAAAAACACAAGUAUGAUGCUGCAGUGUGAAGAAUGUGAUAAAUGGUGUCUGGUAUUUGCAAAGAAAAAGCUGACGAAGAGACAGAAGGCAACCCUUCAAGAUCUAUUUGAUAGCAUCUCUACAGUUGUGGUUUGA